UUGCUGGUGAAGCAGCGGCUAACUGCGGCUGCUGAGGAGAUUUUUGGGCUGUUUGAAAGGUCGAUAGCAGAGUACGAGGAGGAACUUUCUCGAUCAAAAGAGGAAAACGAGCGACAGCAGAAACUCCUGGACGCUGUUUUCAGCCCUCAGCUUCACUUACACAGAAUAGAAACUGGAAAAGAAGAGGUUCCUACUGAGCAGCAGGAGUGGAGCUCCGAUGUGGACCAGGAGGACCCAGAACCGCCGGAAAUUAAAGAGGAGCAGGAAGAACUUUGGAUCGGUCAGGAGGGACGGCAGCUGCAGGGACAGGAGGAGGACAUCACCGAGGUCCAGUUCACUCCUGUCGCUUUGAAGAGUGAAGACGAUGAAGAGAAACCUCAGACCUCACAGCUUCAUCAAAGACAGACUGAACAGAUGGAAACUGAUGGAGAGGACUGUGGAGGACCAGAACCAAGCAGACGGCUCCAACCUGAUAACAAAACUGAUGAGUCUCCUGAACCCGAGACUGACGACAGUGAUGAGGAUUGGACGGAGAACACAACAUUUCAGUCAGAUUUAAACUUUCUGAAAAAUGACGACGUCCCUGUGAGUGAUCUGGGACGUAGUUCUGCCGAGAAACCAUUCAGCUGUUCUGACUGUGGUAAAAGAUUCGGUCAAAAGGGGCAUCUGAAGUCACAAAUGAGAUGCCACACAGGAGAGAAACCUUUUAACUGCUCAAUUUGUAGGAAAUCUUUCACGCAUAGUGGGAAUUUACAGAAACACAUGAUAAUCCACACAGGAGAGAAACCAUUCAAGUGCUCCCUGUGUGGUAAAAGAUUCUCGCUCAAGCAAACCUCAGUCCGUCACAUGAGGACCCACACAGGAGAGAAACCGUUCAGCUGCAGUUUUUGUGACAAGAAAUUCGCUUGGUCUCACCAAGUCAGACACCAUCGGUGUUCUGAUC
Molecule: messenger RNA, 943 nt
Organism: Plectropomus leopardus (leopard coralgrouper)
Lineage: Eukaryota; Metazoa; Chordata; Actinopteri; Perciformes; Serranidae
Source: RefSeq, a predicted model, not a curated record